AUGGCUCCAGGGUGCUCAGAAGGUCCCCGAGGACUGCACAGAAAUUCCUCUCUUCUGAAGACCGAAGCAGCUCCCGUGGAGCCCAAAAUGACUCCGGACCCAGACACAUCAACUGUGUCCGGGGAUCAGCAAGCAUUCCCGAAGACCGCAAUGACGCAAGAAUCCAAGCAGAAUCCACAAACGUCACGCAACCCUGGCUGUCUUGAGGAGGCUGGAAAUCUAGAGAACCAAGUUGUUCAUUCUGAGAUUGACGAACUCAAUAUUUCGGAUAACGAAGAAGACGACGCUUCGGAUAAUGAAGAAGACAGUCAGUUAGACUACGAAGAUGAUGACAGUUCGGAUAGUGAAGAAAAAUCACCGCAUUUGGAUACUAGUCGAAAGUUCGAGGAAGUAAUCAAGAAGAAUGAAAAUGCCUUUUUAAGGUUUGAAAAAGAGAGGUUAGAAAGAGAUCAGCUGAUAAAUGAAUUAGCAUGGAAGGUAAAGGCCCUGACUCAAGGAAGAAUGAAGAUGGAAGAACACAUAAGAGACCUCGAACUGUUGAACAAAGAAAAGGACACACAAAUCUAUUCAAUGUCCGAAGAAAUGCAAAUAUUGAAAAGCAAAAUUAUAGAAAAGGCGAAGGUAACCGAAGUGCAAACGAAAGAGAGAGAAGAGAAGGACCAGAAGUUGAUCAUUUUGGAAAACACUGUCGUAGUUCUCGAAAUGGAGAAGGAGACGUUGCAUCGAGAUCUACAGCAAAGAGAAGAAGGCAGGAUAGAAAUGCAAGUCAGGAUAACCGAGCUAAAUGAGGAUUUGCAAAGCCUUCGCAAAGAGAACAGAAGGAAAGAGAAGACCAUUGAAAGUCUGAAGAAGGAAAACGAGCAGAAGACCUCCAAGAUCAGCGACUUAGAGGACGAGUUACAAGUCCUUGUCGCUGAGAAACAGAUGGCCCAAGAAAAUGUGAAACAGCUCCACAAAUGUAAAGCCGAAUUAGUUGAGAAAAAGGAGGAACUGGAAAAGCUGAAAGAGGAGAACUUGCAGAAAGAUCGAGAGCUCCUCCGACUGGAAAAUGAGUGCACCCCCAAGCAAAUGGAAGUCAUCCGUUUGCAGAAAGCAUCUCAAACUGUUGUAGCAGAAAACCCGACGGCAAAUGGAAAGCUGAAUGAAAUAGGAAGGAAAGUUCAACUUGAAUUUGAAUUGGCUGAAGCGAAGGAGGAAUUAGAGACGACGGAGUUUGAAAAGAUGGAGGCAAUCUUGGAACUCGAAAGCCUCCAGGAAGAGACCUUGGCCAAGGACAAGAAGAUCAGAGGCUUGGAAACUAAAGUAAAAAUGCUUACAGGAGAAAAGAAGCGUCAAGGAAUGAAGGCUCCUAUAUCUGAGAGGAAAGCUGAAGAGAAAAAGGCUUCGGAUAAAGCUCGAUGUCUGAGGAAGCCCCAGAUCAACUGCGAAGCUCUCUCCCGACAAAUGGACAGCCUCGAAGAAAAACUUCGCCAAAUCAAGGAAUCUACAGCCAACCUCCGAAAACUGGAGCAAGAGGCGAAGAUGUUCCAAAAGCUCUACAGGGGAAACGCCGUUACGUAA
Messenger RNA from Macrobrachium nipponense, 1560 nucleotides. RefSeq names its product cingulin-like protein 1. Lineage: Eukaryota; Metazoa; Arthropoda; Malacostraca; Decapoda; Palaemonidae. The transcript is spliced from 2 exons. The record is from RefSeq and is a predicted model, not a curated record. The coding region runs from base 1 to 1560 and encodes 519 amino acids.